Rhodamnia argentea is the source of this 1739-nucleotide messenger RNA. RefSeq names its product protodermal factor 1. The record is from RefSeq and is a predicted model, not a curated record. The coding region runs from base 1 to 1491 and encodes 496 amino acids. Lineage: Eukaryota; Viridiplantae; Streptophyta; Magnoliopsida; Myrtales; Myrtaceae. The transcript has 7 exons.
AUGCCAACCGACACAUACAACGAAAGCCCCAUAAAUGCUACUGCAAUACCUCAACGAACCACAUCAGUCCAUCCCCGCCUGCCCUCUUUACUCCUCCUCGGACUCCAGUUGAUCUUCACGCCUUCACUCGCUUCCCUAAUAUCUCGACCAUCUAUUCUCAUCGCCUCCUUCGAUCCUUCUUCUCCCCUAUCCUUUCUCGUUCCUUUGGCGAAGGAAACAUGGCCAGAAGAGAACGAGUCGUUUCCUCCUUCAUGGGAGGUUGCGUUAUGGUCGUGGGCGUGGUCGCUGCUUCUCCAGAGCUUCUUGCAUGUUGAAGUCGUAGGCAUUGAAUUUAAGGAUGAGAAGAACUAUUACUCUCCUCCAGACGCGCCUCCUGGUUCUCCUCCUCCUUCAGGUUCAUAUGGACAUGGGAGUCCUCCGCAGUUUACUUCGCCACCGCCUCAUGGGCACGCCGGAACGCCCACACCACCCUACCAUGUCACCCCGUCACAUCCCACACCGCCAACACCUGCUGGAUAUUGUGGCACCCCUCCGCCUGGGCACAACUCCACCCGGUCGACGCCACCUCCUAUCGGAGGUUACUACCCUUCUCCUCCAACUUCCGGAGGCACACCCCCGACUCCAGCCCCUCUAACCCCGCCAGCCACUCCUAUCGAUCCCGGGACCCCUAGUACUCCCACCACCAUCCCGCCACCUAGCGGAGGCUACUACCCUUCUCCUCCCCCGCCACCUAGCGGAGGUUACUACCCUUCUCCUCCAACUUCCGGAGACACACCCCCGACUCCAGCCCCUUUGACCCCGCCAGCCACUCCUAUCGAUCCCGGGACCCCUAGUACUCCCACCACCAUCCCGCCACCUAGCGGAGGUUACUACCCUUCUCCUCCCACUUCUGGAGGCACACCCCCGACUCCAGUCCUUUUGACCCCGCCAGCCACUCCUAUUGAACCCGGUACCCCGAGUACUCCCACCACCAUCCCGCCACCAAGUGGAGGUUACUAUUCAUCUCCGCCGACUUCCGGAGGCGGUAGUCCCCCAACUUCAGUGAUUUUGACGCCACCAGCCACUCCUAUCGAUCCCGGCACUCCAAGCAGCCCUUCCAUCCCAGUACCUCCUUUUGGUUUCGGUCCUAACACAAAUCCCUUCACCGGCUCUUACACUUACUGGCUAUCAAAUCCGGGAACGGUAUUGGGCCUGUUUGGGUGGUGGGUGCCGAUGGGAACCGCCUUCGGCGUACCCACAACCAUCCCCGGGUUCCCCUCGAACCUAAACCUGGUUCAGGCGCUCUCGAACCCACGCACGGACGGGCUCGGCGCUCUCUACAGAGAAGGGACCGCGGCUCUGCUCAACUCCAUGGUCAACUACAGGUUCCCCUUCACCACCGCCCAAGUCCAACAAAGCUUCGUCUCGGCUCUCCGCUCGAACGGAGCCGCGUCGGCUCAAGCUCGGCUCUUCAAGCUGGCUAACGAAGGGCGCCUCGAGCCCAGGGGCUAAUUGGAGUAAAACCGAUCAUCACCGUCUGUCUUGCUAGUAUAGGUUGUCGGAGCAAGGUGUGUUAGUGUUUUGUGCGGUGGCUAUCUUAUUCUUAGUUGCGAUUUGAGGUGAAGUCUGUUUCGUGUACGUUCGUUUAUGAUUUAGGCGUAACAUAGCUUGCACAAUAUGUCGGCAGCGACAUAUAUAUCCGUAUCGAAUUUCCCAUCAAUUGUGGUACGUAGACAUUAAUUCGACUUGUAUUUCCUUUG